GGCUCCGCGUUCUUUCCCGGUCGGGGGGGCCGCGCCCCCUCUUUCCCCUCAACUCGCGCUGCCUCGCGCGACGCCCGUUACUCGACGGACGCCGCGCGGCACCGGCUCGCACCGGCUGCCUGUCCGGAGAGCGCGCGAGCGGCGGGAGGUCCCGGCCGGCCCGGCGGGAAGGGCGCACGCGGGGGGUGGGAUGCGCCGGUGCCGCCGCCGGCGGGUGGGGGAGAAGGGGGCGGGCCCUGAGGGCGAGGGCGCGGUCCCCGGGCGGGCGGGGCCGCGCGCCAGCCCAGUCGGUGCCUCCCUGCCGGCGGCCGCGUCCCGCCCCCCGGGCCGGCGGGGCGCUGAGCGGUGUCUGUGUGCGCAGGUGAGCCCGCUGCGGACCCGGCGGCCGGGCGAGGCGCAGCGCCGCAGUCCCCGGCAGGUGCCGGAGAACGGGCCCGGGGCGGGAGACAUGGAGUCCCGCGGAGACCUCCCGGCGGAUCGGCCCUCGCUCCUUCGGAGUGGGAUAGAGGAGUCCGAGAAGGAGACGGAUGAUGAGGGAGGGAAGACUGCCUGGCAGCAGAGCCUGAAUCCCGAGCUGCAGCAGGGGUACCGCAUCCUGCGCGAGUUCCUCCUGGAGAAGUACCGGCCUCUGACGGCGCCGUUCCUGAAGCCCCUCGCAGAUCAGGCAUUUUUCGGGGAAGAAGGCGCUGGCUCCCUCUCGGGCCGUAAGAGCAGCCAGUCCAUGCAGCAGCUGCCAGCUGGAAUAUGGUUAUUGAAAAUGGAAGAGAAAUUUUCCAGUGGGCAGUAUACAGGGAUAGCAGAUUUCGUGUGUGACUUCAGGCUCAUGCUGGAGACGUGCUAUCGGCUGCACGGUGUAGACCACUGGCUCUCCAAACAGGCCCAGAAGCUGGAGAUGAUGCUGGAGCAGAAGUUGGCGCUACUAUCCCGGCAUUUAAGAGAGAAAACAUCAUUAGCUGUAACAUCUAGAGGAUGCUAUGGGCAGGACGAGGAGAAAACAACAGGAUGCAUUUCUACAAGACGUCGUUCCACACCUCGCAAUUUAGUAGGUUUGUCAACAGGCAUGUUUGAGUCUGUGAUGGUUCAGGUUCUAAGACAAGAGGAGCAACUGAGAGCAAAAGAGGAAAAGAGGCAGAGAGAUCAAGAAAGAAAGGAAGCAGAAGAAGCUAGUCAGAAAGAAAUAGAAGAAUGGGAAAAAUCACUUUUAGCUCAAGCAGCACCUACAAGGAUGGAGACAAUGUGGGAGAUUCCAGCUAUUGGUCAUUUUCUUUGUUUAGCACAACAGAUUUUAAAUUUACCUGAAAUAGUAUUCUAUGAAUUGGAACGUUGUCUUCUGAUGCCUCAGUGCAAUGUUUUUUUAUCGAAAAUAAUGACUUCUUUGUUAAGUCCUCCUCAUCGCAGACCUACAUUGCAUCGCAGGCCUACAUUCUCCUACAGGACUUGGGAAGCAGCACUCAGAAAGAAAGUGCAACACUGGUAUACUGUUGUGGGGCAGACCGACAAUCCUAAUGGUGCUGCAGAAAAACUUGGAUUGUGUCCCCAGUUUUUCAAAGUGCUUGGAGAAGUUAAUCCCUUGGAGGAAAAACCAUUUCAUGAGCUACCAUUCUACCAAAAAGUAUGGCUGCUAAAAGGUCUCUGUGACUUCGUGUAUGAAACACAAAAGGAUGUUCAGGAUGCAGUGCUAGGUCAGCCUAUCCAUGAAUGCAGAGAAGUAAUUCUUGGUUAUGACUGCUUGGAAAAUGCAUACGUUCACUUUCCACAGUUCUGUGGUGCAGAUGUUCGAAUUUACAAACAAAAACCUUUUCAGGCUCCUGAAUUCCCGUCUCUUCCCAUCAAAGUUAGAAAAGUGCCACGUAUUAAAUCAGAAAGAGUAAAACAUGAAUAUGGAAGCAAAAGCAAUGGGGAAGUCAGUUCUGCUGGGACAGAACUGCUGUGUCAUUCCAAGACAGAAGGAGAGAAAACUACAGACAUUGUUAUCUGUCCAGAAAAAAGAACACGUUUAGGUAGCUUUAGAGUCACUACAGAGGAGAUGAAGAUUGAUUGUGAAAUAAAAGCCUCGAGAGUUUGUGACAUCAAAAAACCUGGUUGUUAUAAAGAAAACUUCAGGAAUUUGAUUACUUCAGGAGAGAUUGUUGAUAUAGGUGUUCACCCUAGUUCAGAAGAAAUAACAGACGUGGAGAAUGGACAGAGUUGCACUGAAAUGACCAGAAUAAGAUCUGAGCUGAGUCCGUUCAAGGAGAACACACUGAAAGCUUGCCAAAUGCAUAUCAAUGGCACUUAUAAUGAAAACCAGGGCAGAAAUUACCAUGAAUCUGCUAAAGAAACAGUGCUAGAAACCUUAAUGCAAAAUAAUAAGAAACUAAAUAAGAUGCUGGCAAAAAAGAAGAAAAAGAAAAAAAAGAAGUUGAAAGAUAUUCUAAAUGAAAAUUUACAGAGAAAACUUGAUGACUUGCAAAGAAAGCGUGAGAUUCAUCUUCAUCCAUUCAAAUCAUAUAAAUCUGAAAUCCAGAACAAGUUAUUUAUAAUUAAAAAGAAAGCAAAACAUAAGAAGCACAAGUCUGGAAAAAAAUCGCUAUCUAAAAAAGCAAUCACAAAGAAGAGGAAAGGUGUCAGAAAGUCUACCAUACCGGAAUUUCAGCUUAUUUGCACUAAUCUUGAUGAACUCAGGGAAUUAAUCACAAAGAUUGAGAAUGAACUCAAAGAUCUGGAGGACAUUAAAAAGAAAUCGGGAAGAUGGUACCACCGGAAGCAAGCAGUAAAGGAAUUGCAUGGUACGUUGUUACGACUGCUUAAUGAACUGUUACCAUGGGAACCAAAGCUAAUUAAAGCAUUUCAAAGAAACAGGUCUAGAUUGAAGAAGAACUAUGAUGACUUUAAAAGACAUCCAGACCAUGAUAAAUUUACCAGAGAAUUGUGGAGUAAUGAUGAAAGUGAAGCUGAUUCUGGCAAAGAAUCUUUUGCAGUAGUAUGUGGUAAAUCAUCAGAGUCUGCAGAACAUACAGAAGUUCCCAAAAAAGAUCACUCAGACAAUGAUGAGAUGAAACUAUUAGAGAUGAAUUUACCUGCAGGAAAAAACAGAAUUCUGAAAAAAGAAUCAGCUUCUAAAGAGAUACAGAAGACACUGCCCAAAUGCAUUAAGCGACAAUUCAAGCAAAAUAGUUGUCUGGAUCAAGGCACAAAUGAGCUUUCACCAAGGAAGAAAGCUAAGCUGAGCACUGACGAGGUUGUGGUCCAGAGUUCAGAUAGUAACCUGCAGUCAGAUAGUUGCUCGACUGAGCUGAAACAAUUUGAAGGGUCAACUCAAGAGUUACUUUCCUUGACAGAUCCUGCAACAUCAGUAUCAAACUUUCUGAAAGGGACCAAACCCAUCCAGGCCUUGCUUGCCAAGAAUACUGGGAACAAAGUGACCUUAACAAAUCAACUGUUGCCUCCUGCAGGCAUGAACAUACCUACUCCUGAAAAGUCAGUUUUACCAGCUUUGGAAUCAUCACUGAUCAAACCAGCAUUGACCUGCCAGGCCAGUUCAAAGACUCCUUUACAAAUGGUAUACAAAAUGCCAAAUGGCCACUGUGUACCAAUAGACGUUCCCAACAGCUCAGUGAAAAUUCAAAUGCAAGCUAUGAUUGACCCUAAAAAUGGAGAAAAAGUCAUGCAACAAGUUCUUAUUUUACCUAAGAAUUUUCUUCUUCAGCAGAGGGAAGAAAAAAUUGUGUCCAAGGAUAUUCAGUCACAACAACAAAAAUCAUUUGAGGUGCACUGUACAUCUUUACCAAAAAUGUCAAACAUCAGUGUUUCUUUAACACCUGUUCUGGUAACAGGCCCUGCAGAUGCCACUCAGUCAUCCACUACAGUUUUUUCCAAGAAUACUACCCACUCAUCACAAGUGACUAGUCCAAUGAACACUACACAACCAUUGCCGAAUGUAACUUCAGCAGAUAACUUAUCAAUAAUUAAGGUAAGCCAAAGUGAGAAGGACAAAAUCAAGACUACAGUUUCGACUGCUACAUUGCCUGUGUCUUUGGCUUCACCUACUCUUUCCACAGCUAGCCAAUCCUUGACACCAGCAACAGCAUUAAAUGCAUCUACAAAUGCUGAUUCUGCCUCUAAUAGUCUUGAAUCACAGCAGCAAACCAACUCCCCUGAAACAAAGCAAGAGCUAAAGACAGUGUGUGUAAGAGAAUCACAAUCUAUUCUGGUCACAACACGAGGUGGAAACACUGGAAUUGUUAAAGUGCAAACAAACCGAGACCAGAUUUCACCCAGUAGUUUAUGUCCUACUUCAGUUUUCACUUAUGCAUCUCAACUUCAGGCCUUCCUUGUGCCAAAAACCACAGCAGUAUCAUGCUCUAGUUUUGCAUCUGUAGCAACAGCCACAUCUGGUCUCCCACAUGUUGGACAAUUAUCUCCUUCUGGAUUUGUCCCCUCAACAGCUUCUGUUAAUGCUCCAGCUUUCCCUGCUGAUUUUACCCAGACAAUGGAGAAAAAUACUAAAUUCACACUACGGCAGCCAGCUGUUCGGGAUUCUUCAUGUCAGGCAAGAGAGAAGUCCUGCCAUGUGUCUUCUUCUUUAUCAUCCAUUCCAUUAGCUACCAAUUUGGUGUCUCCAACUCCAAACAGCCCUGUUAGUGUCACUAGCAUUGGACAAACUAAUGUCAAAACUCCAUAUUAUUCUGUGCACCAUCAAGGGGACACCAAAGCGAAAACAAAAUCUGUUACACAAUCUGAAUCAAAUUCUGCAACAAAUGGAGAGUUAAUCAGUGGUGCUCCAGUCCAGAAAUUUACAUUAUUCACAAAUCCACCCAUUUUAUCUCCCUCUGGGGCAUCAGGGGUCAGUAUUAUACCCUGUCCAGCAUCCACUGCUGCUAAUGCUCAGAAGCUGGUUUUCAUUAACACACAAAUUGCCAAUGGCCCAUCAACCACCAAUCUAGUUGCAGAGUCAUUGAAACAGAACCUUCCUUCUUCCCUAACCAAAACCUUUGUUAAUGCCACAGAGCAACCACAGUUGGUUUUGAUCCCAUCUACAGUAGGAGCACCAAUAAGAAUAAACUCAUCACCAACUAUUGCUCAAGUAAAAGAUGUGAAAAUUGGACUAAAUAUAGGUCAGACCAUUGUAAAUACUAAAGGCAGUGCACAGGAGGCCCUACCAGUUAAUAUAUUGCACGCUGGCAUUUCUAAAGGAGAAGACAAAAAGAGGACAGCCUUAGGCCCAUCCUUGACAAGUAGUACUGUGGUUCCUGUUCCAAGUUUUGCUGUGUCAGCUAAUAAAUCUGUAUGUGUUCCAACAGAAGCUGAAAACACCGUUACAAUAACAACAGCAAAUGCACGAAUAGAAUCUGUUUCAGUAACAUCAAGUGGAACUUCUUCUGGGACCCAGUCUACUGUCUUGACUGGUGGCAAUGAUCCCUCAAGAAUAAGGCCGGUUCUGUGUAAUCAGAUUUGCACAUCAAAUAUUGGAAAUACUGUGGGUGUGUCAACUGUGAAAACAGGACAUCUUGCUUCAUCCGUGCUGAUUUCAACACAGCCAACAGUAUCUCCGCAAGACUUAGGAUCUGCUCUGCAAUUUCCAGUUAUUAGUUUGCCUGGACCUGCAGCCACCCCCCACAAGGUGUUACAUACAGUUCCUCAGUUGGCAGCAGUUCCAGCUCCUUUUCCAUUACCAAAAAGACAGUUGCCCACACUGGUUCAGUUUCAGUCAUCAGGAAUGUCAGCUGCUGUGUCAAGUCAUGCAAGUAUUCACAAACCUCAGAGUGUGUUGCCCCCACCAUCACCAAAUACAGGUGAAGUAAUUAGUUUUCCCAAUCUUUCUGCCCUACAAUGUCAGCAGGUGCCUCCCAGUACAGAGAAAGAAAGUCAUGAUUACACUUGUGCUUCUACUGUUCAGAUGUCUGAGGCUUCACCCCCUGUAACAAGCAAAACAGGAGGAGUUCCAUUGAAUGAACCUUCCACUCAACAGAAAAUAGUCAUUAAUACUUGUAUGCCUUUGGCACCUGGAACUCAGAUAAUGAUUAAUGGUACUCGUUUUGUUGUUCCACUACAAGGCCUUGGAGCUGGCAGCCAUGUUCUUCUUCUCUCCUGUAAUACAAAACAGACUCCUUUAACAAUUAACCAUCGUCAAGAACCUCAAGGUGUACCAGCUGUUAAUCCAAUAACCUCAAAAAUCAUCCUAGCACCAAGUAAUUCAUUAAGUUGGCAAAUACCAAAACAUCCUUUGAGAAGUUCUACAAAAAUUGUGAACUCUUUUGGAGCUGCAGAUGCUUUACCCAUUGUACAUGCAACACCGCAGAUAUUUAGUACUCCAGCUAGCUCAUGUACUCCACUGUCUGCAGUAACUCUGUCUGUGUCUUCAGUGACAAAGUCUCCCAUUAAUGUAGCUACAUCUUCUGUUUCUGCUGUUCAUCCUCCAAAUUCUCAUUUACCAAGCAACACAUCAGUGUUUCAGCUAGACAGUUCUAUCAAAAAACUGUUGGUCAGUCCAGAGGGAGCCAUACUGAAUGCUCUAAAUACUUCAGCACCAAAAGUUCCUCCCCUGUCUUCAUCACUGCUUCCUGUUGUUGUUUCCACAAGCAGAAAUCCUACUGUGGUCUUCCCUGCAUCUCAGUCAUCUUGCCUUGAUAAACCUGACAAAGCUGCAUCUUGAAUUUACUGCGAAUGAGCCACUUUGAAAUUCUGGGGCAUUCUUUGAACUUUGGAAGUUGUAACUAUUGAAUAAUUUCUUACAAUGUUUUAAACAGUUGAUUUACUCAAUAUUAACAAGGUUACAGUUCUUACCUGUUUACCUGUGGGGAUUUGGAGAAAGAAAAAUUUUAGUUUGUCAGAAGUUUUCAGAGAGUUCUCUAGUAAAAGGCUCAGAAAUGACCAAUGAAUUCAUUAAACAAUUUGGAGAAAUCUUGCCUUUUGCACAUGUUCCAUCUUACUCUAUGGACUGUUUGCCAGUGUGGUUAUGACAGUAUAUAUGUCCUUCUUAUUUGUCAAAUUUAUUUUUGACGUGUUUCUUUAAAAAAAAUUAUGCAUUGUAAACAUGCAGUCUAUAGUAUAGAAUUGUACAUAUUCCUGAACUCCUAAAAACCUGAACUAAACAAUAUGUACAAAGAACUAUGCUGUCUUAUUUAUGUUUUGUUUACAUAAUGUAUAGUUUUUUAAGUAUUUUAGUAACUUUGGACCAGUGUACUGUUUAGCAACAAUGCAGAAGAAUCUGCAUGUAAUAAAUCAAGUUGCUGUACUGCUUUGUGUUGGCAGUAGUUAAAAAUGUGUGUAUCUGUUACACCAUGGGAGAAUACAUACAUACAUACAUACAUACAUACAUACAUAUGUGUGUGUGUUUGUGUGUGUGUAUAUAUAUGUAUCUACAUAUAUAUGUGUGUGUGUGUAUAUAUAUGUAUAUAUAUAUAUAUGUAUCUUUCUUUUGGUGUGUGGUAGAAUGAAAUUAUUUAGUUCCUUCUGUUCUUCUCUGAUUUUACAUUUCAUGUGAUUUGACAGGAUUUGGAAGGAAGGCCUCCUUAUUGUUCCUCAUGAUUUAGGGCAGGAUAACCCAUACUUCAUCCAUUCUUAAUGGUUUGGUUAUGUUGCCUAAAUAACUCCAGUGAAAUGAUGAAGACAAUGAAGUUUGGAGUUCUCAUACCAACAUGGAAGAACUGGGAAUAGAAUUCUUGGUCUCCUGACUCCUUCCAGC
Molecule: messenger RNA, 7666 nt
Organism: Poecile atricapillus (Black-capped chickadee)
Lineage: Eukaryota; Metazoa; Chordata; Aves; Passeriformes; Paridae
Gene: BRD10
Product: KIAA2026 ortholog
Exons: 9
Coding region: 191-6634 (2147 amino acids)
Molecular function (GO): protein binding
Source: RefSeq, a predicted model, not a curated record